AUGGGUGGUGGAGGCGACGGUGGUGGUUGGUGGCGGUUGGUGGCGAUGGUGGCGGCAACGGGGGUGGUUGGUGGCGGCAACGGUGGUGGUUGGUGGCGAUGGUGGCGGCAAAGGUGGCGGUGGGUGGUGCCAGCAGUGGUGGUUGGUCGUGGCGGUGGUAGUGGUGUCGAUGGUGGUGGUGGGUGGCGGCGACGAGUGACGUUGGCGGUGGUGGUUGGUGGCGGCGGUGGGUGGCAACGGUGGCGGGUGGGUGGCGGCGGCGGUGGCGGUGGAGGUAGUGACGUGUCACAACCCCCGACCCCAACCUGGGAACGGGAGCCGUGA
Messenger RNA from Helianthus annuus (common sunflower), 324 nucleotides. RefSeq names its product probable H/ACA ribonucleoprotein complex subunit 1. The transcript has a single exon. The coding region runs from base 1 to 324 and encodes 107 amino acids. Lineage: Eukaryota; Viridiplantae; Streptophyta; Magnoliopsida; Asterales; Asteraceae. The record is from RefSeq and is a predicted model, not a curated record.